This is a messenger RNA of Oncorhynchus masou masou (cherry salmon), 1129 nucleotides long. RefSeq names its product E3 ubiquitin-protein ligase RNF138-like. Gene Ontology annotation, molecular function: single-stranded DNA binding; ubiquitin protein ligase activity. Gene Ontology annotation, biological process: DNA double-strand break processing involved in repair via single-strand annealing; double-strand break repair via homologous recombination. The transcript has 5 exons. Gene Ontology annotation, cellular component: site of double-strand break; nucleus. Bases 155 to 769 code for a protein of 204 amino acids. The record is from RefSeq and is a predicted model, not a curated record. NCBI's taxonomy places the organism in Eukaryota, Metazoa, Chordata, Actinopteri, Salmoniformes, Salmonidae.
UAGGUAAGAGGCUGUACUCUGAGGUAGGUAGGUAGGUAGCCAGGCAUUUUUUUUUAGCAAGGCAGUAAAGUCGCUGCCUCACACACACCACACCGGCCCCAGGGGAGACUGUAGUGUACUCUGUCCUGGAGAGAGAAUCUGUCCCAGCCAAAGUAUGGCCCACUCUGCAGCAGGCCUACAGACCCGUUCUGAGGAUGAGUGUCCCAUCUGUAUGAGCCCCCUGAUGGAUCCACAUCACCCUGCUGCCUGUUCUCAUGUGUUCUGCCGACGAUGUCUCUCGCGCUCUUUAAAGUGGUCACCCCACUGCCCUUUGUGCAGAGCUAAGGCACAGGCUGAUGACAUAAUGCCUGCUGGUGCCACUGGUGUCACAGUCCAGACGAGGACCACAGUCAUCAGGUUGGAUCAACCUCUCUCUGGCUUGACGAGGAUUUACACCCCAGCAACUAGACCUGUGACAGGUGAUAUCCAGAGUGCUGCAGUGAGGACGUUUGUCUGUCCGAUCUGCCAGGAGAGUGGUCUGAAUGAGCAGGAUCUGGUGGGUCACUGCAAUGACAACCAUCACUAUAACAACGGGCCCGUGGUGUGUCCGGUGUGUGUCUCUCUACCACACGGUAACCCAAACCAAAUCAGCAGGAACUUCAUCAGACAUUUGAACCUAAGACACUGCUAUUAUGCGGAGGACUACACGAAUAUCCAUCAAACCGAUACGUUGAACGUGCAAUAUGCCAUCAUUGAGUCUCUCCGAGAUGCCAACCUGAAUCCAAGAUGAUCUUGACUGAUAUCAUUUAUUAACUAGCAAUUUAGCAAUAACAAUGUCAUCAUGAUUUGUGUACUAAGUAAUAUGCUAAAUAUUUUGAUGCCAGAGCUGCUCACAUAAACAUUGAAAAUUGUAAUGUUGUCAAAUUUUUCUUUCUUUUGAGUGUAUGACAUCAAAUUUAUUGCAACUAGUCUAACUGCCAAUAAAUAAACACUUAUGACAUGUUACAUACUGUAGAAAUAUUUUGAUAAAUCUAUCAUAAAAUCUACCAACUAUAAUAUUGACACUAGCUUUGAUGUACUUUUCCAUUUCAUGUCUUUGUAUAUACUUAACUAUAAUAAAGGAAUUGAAUAAAACAUGUAUGCGGUUGUA